This is a messenger RNA of Vollenhovia emeryi, 1011 nucleotides long. Its product is annotated as golgin subfamily A member 6-like protein 22. NCBI's taxonomy places the organism in Eukaryota, Metazoa, Arthropoda, Insecta, Hymenoptera, Formicidae. The transcript has 4 exons. Bases 1 to 1011 code for a protein of 336 amino acids. The record is from RefSeq and is a predicted model, not a curated record.
AUGGAGGAGGAUAAGAAGGUGGAGGAGGGAAAGAAAACGGAGGAGGAUAAAAAGGUAGAGGAGGACAAGAAAACAGAGGAGGAUAGGAAGGUAGAGAAGGGAACGAAGGGUAAAGAGAAGGGAAAGGGGGAAAAAAGAAGCAGACAGAAGGAGGAAGGGGAGCAGGAUAAUAUUUUUAGAAGGAGUAGGAAAACGGGUAGAUCGCCAAUAAGAAAGGAGAUAGAGGGAGAUAAGAGUGAGGGGGAGGCAAGAGAGGGAUGGGAAGAGAUAAGAGAAGAGAUUAGGAAAUGGAAUGAGGAGAAAAAAGAGAUGAAGAAAUGGAUGGAGGAAAGGAUGAACGGGUGGAAGAAGGAGAAGGAGGAGCUAGAGAAAAGGAUUAGGAAUAUGGAAGAGGAGAUAAAAGAAUAUAGGAAGAAGGAGAAAGAGGAGGUAAAGGAGGAUAAAGGGAAGGGAGAGAAGAGAGAGGAAGUAGGAGGGGAAAAGAAAGAUAGGAGAUGGGAAGAGAUAGGAAAAAGGGUGAAGAAGAUAGAAAUAGACGGAGAGAAAAAGGAAAGAGAAGAAAGAAAAAGAAACGUUAUAAUAAAAGGGAAGAAAGGGUGGGAGAAGGUGAAAAGGUGGUUAACAAAAGGAUAUAGAUGGGAGAUACAAGAGGCAGGGAAAAAGAAUAACAAAGGAAGAGCGAUAGGAGGGAUAGUAAUGGGAAGAAGGGAGGAAAUAGAGAUAGAAGGGGAAGUAGAGGAGGAUGAGGAAGAAGGAAUGAUGAGCAUGAAGGUAAAAAUAGGAAAAGAGUGGUGGAGGAUAAUAGGAGUAUAUGUGAACAAGGAUUUAGAUAGGAAAAUAGAGAAGCUAAGAAAAUGGAUGGAGAACAGGGAAGAAGGGGUAAAAACACUGAUAGGUGGAGACUUUAAUGCAAGGACGGGGACCGGAGGAGGAGGAGAGGAAGGGGAUGAGGAAAGGAGGGGGAUGAGGAGGGAGAGUGGACAUAUACAGGCGGAAGAGGAGGAACGGUGA